GAACUUAUAGGCUGCCGGCCACUUCAUUUCUCUUUCCGCAGCGCACACACACACUGUAGGAAAGCCGUAUAGUCACGUGGCACAGGUGCGCAUUUUUCGUGUGUGGGUGGACGUUUUGUCUGUCAGGGUCACACCUGUCGGGCGGUGCCGUAAGCAGGGUGUCACUCAUUCACUCUCUCUCCGGCCGGUCAACUUCUUCAUUGACACUUCGAAUGACAUGGCGGGGUGUUAAUGCAUCAUGGCCGGUGAAAGGAAUUACAAGGCUAACCGAAGAUGGGGACUACAUGAAGUUAUGUGUAACAAGUAUGGAGCUAAACUGCUCAGCUGUGUAAACCACAGAGGAACAAUUAGAACAUAGGUUUAGAAGAGGAACUGUGCCGUGACACUUGGUGGGUUUUUAAAGUUUUAAAGUGUUUCCUUAUUUUGUGCUGGAGACAUGGCUCUGUCACAGAUACAGUGCCUGGACGAUAACCACGUGAACCCGCGGAGGCACGAGUCCAAACCGGAGUUCUUGUACUGCGAAGACCAGCGGCUCGCGCUGGAGACUUUCCUGCUGGAUGGUCGCGAGGCGUUUGUUAAGUACCUGGAGGCUCGCGGCCUGCGCGGCUUCCUCUCGGACCCGGAGUUGGAAACUCUCGCCAAGGCGGUGAAGCCCUAUGACCCGGGAACGGAGCUUUUCCUGGAGAAUGCCGAAGACGACGAGCCCCCGCUGUCACUGCACUACUGGCCCGACUUGUCGGACAUGUCCAUCCCCCAGAUGGACUUGGGCUGGCCAGACAGCUUGUCCUAUCGGGGGGUGACGCGCACUACUGUGUACGCGCAGCCACCCCUAGAGGGUCAGGCACACAUCAAAGAGGUUGUCAGAAAAAUGAUUGCGCAGGCGCAAAAGGUAAUAGCCGUGGUGAUGGACGUGUUCACUGAUGUCGACAUCUUCAGAGAUUUGCUAGAUGCUGGUGUCAAGAGGAAGGUUUCGGUCUACAUCCUGUUGGAACGCACAGCACUACCUCAUUUCCUCUCCAUGUGUCAGAGAGCCAACAUGCAUGCAGGACACCUCAAGAACCUUCGUGUACGCUGUUCAGAUGGGGGAGAGUUCCACACUCGGUCCUGCACCAAAGUCACAGGGCGAAUGGGACACAGAUUCAUGUUCAUUGAUGGAGACAAAGCUGUGUCUGGGUCGUACAGUUUCACUUGGAUGGCAUCGCGGCUGGACACAAAUCUCAUCACCGUGGUUACAGGCCAGGCAGUGGAAGCCUUCGACAGGCUGUUUUGCAUCCUCUACGCAACCUCCACUUUGGCUGACCUCCGAAAAGUUGCCUUGGAGCCUGAACCUGAGUUGGAGGCCAUCCCACAGCCAGUCUCAGUAGCCCCUCUUUCUGCUGAUGUUGCAAGGAAACUGAACAGCCCCAAAUAUGCCCUGGUUACCUUAGCUAACCCCAGCCCCACCACUUCUGCUCGACCCGAAGAGACCCAAAAUCUGAAAAACUCCAAUAACCCAGAAACAAAGAAGGGGAGGCGGAGUAGGGCUAACAAAGAAGCAAUACAGGAGGCUCCUUCCAUCCACCCCGGCCUCACCAAUCUAGAGAAAGCAUGCUUGAUGUCAUACCUGCCCACCUGGCCAGAACCUGAUCCCCCCAGUGAUGUUAUUGGGUUCAUUAACAUUCGUGAUGCCAGAAAACCAAAUCAGGUCCAUCUACAGAGAUCUGAGAUGUUUGAAACCAGCCAAGCAAUCAGGUUUAGCAGUCCAUUCAGCAUGCCUAAGGAAACCCUGCCAGAAGUCGCCAAGCCCAGACAGUUUACUGCUAAAUAUGAGGAGAUGAAUAAACUUCAACUAGCACAAGAUACAACAAAGGCUGAAGAGUCGCUGGUAGGCAUAGUACAGCCAACACAAGUCAGUGCAGGGCCUGGGGACUUUAAAGGUAAAGCAGAAGCACCUGUACAGAAAUCACCUGCAUUUGGACCAAAGUGUGAAUUUGACAAAGACACGACUAAGACUCUCAACGUUGAGAACAAACGUCACUCAAACAUACCCGCCAACCAAGAUACAAGCCAAAACACCACACUUCCCCUCAAUGCACACACAGCUUGCCAAUCUAACAGCAAAGCAUCCACUCCUGCCAAUGGGAGGCCUUCACACACCACACAAACUGUCACCACCCUCCCAGGAUCAAGCACUGAAAAAGAAGAAGAAAGUGAUUUAAACACACAACAUGCACAAUGUAACAGGUCACACAUCCUGGAGCCGAGUAAUACACAAGCCUCACACAUGUGUCCCGCUGACUUAAACACAGAAUUACAGACACAAACGAAGACGGUGCUGCCACAUACAGAAUCAAAGCCACAGAACGUCCCUGAAAUGACUACUAACAUCCAGAAUCCCACCGUCAACCACCACAUGUCCUACUCUUCUACCUCUGCCACGUGCUCUCCGUUUGUUAGUUCAACUCCCCUUUCUGAAAACAAUCACGUCUCCAUUACUUCAAGCACAAGUCCAGUUUCCUGUUCUUCUUUGUCUUCCCACAGCUCUUCUUCCUCCAUUCCUCCUUGCACCUCUUCUCUUACAACUCUCAAUCCUCCCCCUACGUCUUCCCCAUCAUCCCCAUGUUUGAACUCAACCCCCCCCAUCCCUAAACCUCGUACGCUCCAGCUGGUUAUCAAAGGCGGAGUCAUGGGCAAUGGCCAGAAGCUGCCGGAGUACGAUGUCAGGAGGCCUGAGGCCAGCAUAGGGCCACGCGCGGUCAACAGUGAGCCCGAUGCAGCAACCGUGGCAGCAACCUUGGCACAGACAUUGCCAGAAAAAGUGCAUGAGACAACAAACAGCAGUCGAAGCAAGACAGGAGCCCAGAAAGAUGCAGAGAACACAGAAAAGGUUAUAUGGCAAAAACAGAGUGGGACUUUCCAAGAGACAAAGAAUGAAGUAGUUGGACGACAUGAUGACAUUGCAAGAAUGCAGUUUGUUGCUGGAAACAACCUAGAAGAGCAGUCUGAUGUUUUCAUUGCUGAUGCGCCAAUAGCAGAGAGUGUGAAUAGUCAAGAAAUAAUACUAAAAGAUGUCGAGCCCAAGACUUUGAUGUUGUUAGACUGCAAAUUAAUCCCACAGAUAGACUGUUUAGCCACACUACAGGAAGAGAUAAAGGCUCCAGAAAGAGCUUUAACAGGCUGUGAGUUUUCAAAAGGACCAAGUGAAAAAAGUGAGAGUCUGACAGAAGGCAAAACAUACCUUGCGAAAGCACAUGUACCUCAGAGAAUAUCAUAUAGUGAGUUGAUGCCACAAUAUAUAGAUACAUUAAAGACUGUGGAUUCCAUAACAGCUUCGAGACACACUCCUGUUUCUUCCACACACUUAUCCAGAGACAGUGCUACUGACAGCACAUACAUAUCAGUCACAGACACACAAGGUAAUCAAAGUUUCACACUGGCACACCACGUAGACAACACAACAGACACCAUACCUACUGCAAAACAUAACACACAUGGCAGCUCUCAAGAACAAACUCCUAAAGCACGUGGGAGCACACACACACCUGAAGGACCCCUGCGUUUACGUCUCCCCGAAAAAUUCAUGCCAGACUUACGUUCGAUGACGCCUGAGAGAGAAUCACAUUCCCUCACAGCUCUUAUACGUACUCCAACUCCAGAUGGGUAUCUUCCACUUAUGCCCACCCCAGACCCAGGAACUCACAAGCCGGAUCUGCGGCCAUACACUCUAGACUUUCGAACGCCUACGCCCGACGAGUAUUUCUCACCAAGAGCAGACUCUUGGUCCACCACCUCAGAGGAUUCGUAUUACGAAUGUAACGACUCUCCUAUCCACGAGGCUGUUUCGGAGCGAGCAGCUUCCAGCAACCACGGGAGGACAGAGGAGCAUGUUUGCUUUACACACACAAAGACUCCUAAUGAUACAACCAUCACCAACAGUACUGCACACGUAAAUUCUAACACUCGUGCUGCUACCUUAGGAACUACAGAAAGGAAUACCUCAAGCAGUGAAACACAGAGUUUGUCUAGGCCUGCUAGAGUCUCUUCUUCGUCUUCUUUACUUGAGAAGAAAGUUAAAAUGGUGGAGGAAAAAGAAACCACAAAAGAAGAAGAGAGUGGGAGAGAACAGGAUGAAAAGGGGAGGAAACUGAGUGUGGCAGAGGGGACAGAGGGAGAUAACCAGGGGACGGAGAGGAGAGGCAGCGAGGAAGCUAAGAGAACAACCGACCAUUUUAAACAAGGUAAAGAUUUGACAGAGACAGUAGAAAAAAACGAGGAUGCCCAACACCAAGCCCUGACAAGAAAGAUGGUUCAGAACCAUUCGGCAGCAGGGAGAGCGGUCGACGGAGGAAUGACUCCAGGAGAGUUAACCAAUGAAAGAACGGAGCAAAAGCAAUUGCCGACAGGUCAGGCGCUACAACCAAACAAAGCAUCUUCUGAGGGAAAGAGAGCAGACAAAGAGAAGGCAGUUGACAUGGCGCCAUUAGGUCCCAGUAGUGUGGAGAAGAGAGACAGGCCCCAGACAACCACAGAGACUGAUGGACAGAAGCUUUUGCACACUUCUCCGAAAACCCCUCAAGGACAGCAGCAAGACAGUGGAGGGUCUUCCCCUUCUCGACCAUCCAGCCCCCCUCAACCCCUCUCAGCCACCCAGCCUCGUCCCUGGGGAAGCCGUCAGCUGAACCAGGCAGGAAGCAAGUCGCUCCACAGUAGUUUCCAGGUCUUGGAUAUUACCUCUUCCCUUCUCAAACCGCCAUCCGCGCCCCCUCCUCCAGUGACGGUGAGGGCUGUUGGGUCUGCAACAGCGCGGAAGCAAGCCAAAGCCCCCCUCGGCCAGCACAGCCUCCUCUCUCGACAGCCUCUAGCAGCGCAGAGCAGGACGGUAGCUGGCCAGUCGCAGAAUCAACAUCCUUACCCCAAAUCCCCAGCCUCCUUUCGCCACAUACACUCUAACAGAGAGGCGCAGCUCCAUCCCCCUUCCCACAACCAGACGGCAUCACCGCAGGAAGCACGUUGGCAGGAAGAUGCCAGUGCUCCAUUUAGCUUCACUUUUAGCAGGCUGUACAACCUCAAGGGCCUUAAGGACAAGAUGAGCAAGCUGCCAUCACAGAGCAAGAGAGGCAGAGCCAGCUCUCCGGGACAGGGACGUAAGAGCUCCAGCUAGUCUGGUAACUUGAGUCAUCCUGGUUUUUUAUACUAUAAGACAUCAAGCCAAAGAAAUGGCACAUAACAAUAUAGAAUUAAAAUAGAAAACUGUCUCACCUCCAAGAAAAAAAGCUUGACAUGACCCAGUGUGUGUACUUUCCCAAAUUUCCAAAAAAUAAUAUAAAUAAUAAUCUGUCCUGUGAGCUCAGCCAAGGCUUGGCUCUGCAGCACCAUUUUUAGUGUUACUUCUUGCUGACGUUUUUAGUGAAUGUUUGAACUUUGACCUAUGACACAUGACGUGGGAUUGUCUGUCUGACGGAGGGCGCACUUUAAGUUGUUUUCCACAUGGCAGUGUGAAACCUUUGCAGGACGUGGCUCCAUUACUGGACCAAACAAAGAGUGAUUAGAUAAGUUGUUAAAAAGAUAAGGUGUUCUUUCUUCUUCUGGCUUCUCAUUUUUAGAGAUGAUUCUUAUUCACAUUGCUGCAUCUCAAACUUUUGAAAUUCUUUUCAUGUUGAAAAUCCAGCUUCCUUUUCUGGCUGAAAUUUGGGAGGUUGUGACCACUGCUGCUGGCAGUGACCUGGACAACUGGACCUGAACCAUAGCUUUCUCACCUAAAUUAUAACAGUUUUUGCUUUUACGCCCACCUGGUCUAAGUUAUCGAACAACUGAAUAGUGUUGUAUUCCAUUUUUUCAAAUGAAAAUUAAAUGUUUGUGUGACCAGAGAAAAUGAACACCAGGAACAUACUGUAUGUAAAUCAUAUGUAAAUCCAGAAGUUUGUCUGUUACAUACUGCACAUUAGAUAAGCUGCUUUGACUUUGAUCCACUGUACACAUACUGUGGAUCGUACAAAAACAAUAGCCGUUGCUUCCUGAAUUCAAUGAUACCUUUGAAUGAAAUUCCUUAAAUCAACCACUUACUCGUUUUUUUCCUCUUUUUAUGUCAUUUCAUUCAGAAAGAGUCAAAAUGUGGGCAAUCUUCUUUGGUUACAGUAGAAUGGAAUCUCGGGAUGGUGCUAUGUCAAUGUGAAUUUGUGUUUCCAACAUGCAGUAUGUGUGACUGGUAGUCAUUACAAUGGACAUUAAUAGAGUUUGAAAUAGGUACGAGGAUAUGCCUGAUGAAAGCAAACAUAAAAUGUACUGCAUUACAGAUUUACUAUUUUUUUGUGAGACACUGAACAACAACACAAACACUGGAAGUCACAGACCGCUGUUGCAGAGAUUUAAUGUGAUCUACCACCACGUUAGAUUCUGUGAGCAGACAAAUAAUUAAAUGUUCAAAUGGCUAACAUCACAACAGUGGCGGUUUUUAUUGUUUAUAUGAGUUGAGUGGGAGUAUUUGUCCCACAUUGGUGUUAUAACAAGCCAAGUCUCUCCUCUUCUGUGGAUAAGGCUCAAACUGUUGAUGCAGAAUCGCACCUUAUUGUUUUUUGAUGUCUCAGACCUUUUGUACUCUUCCAUUGUGUGCUGUACAUAGAAACACUAAAGGGGUCAGGUAAUUGAUUAAUUAAUUGUUUACACCAUAUUCCAUUUACAUUCAAAAGGCUUUUUGCCUGGAAGUCUGUGCCCAAACAAAGCACGAGUUAGAGACGAAUCCAGUCAACACCACACAAGACAGCCCAAUUAAUCUGAAGACAGAUAAAGAUGUCCUAUGACAACAAUAUACAAGAUGGUGCCUUUGAAGGGAUGUGGAAAUUGGCUGAGGUGCUGUUUUGCAUGACAAAUAAAGUCAUUGAUGACAUCAAU
Molecule: messenger RNA, 6867 nt
Organism: Etheostoma cragini (Arkansas darter)
Lineage: Eukaryota; Metazoa; Chordata; Actinopteri; Perciformes; Percidae
Product: protein FAM83G-like
Exons: 5
Coding region: 437-5140 (1567 amino acids)
Source: RefSeq, a predicted model, not a curated record